Molecule: messenger RNA, 4555 nt
Organism: Topomyia yanbarensis
Lineage: Eukaryota; Metazoa; Arthropoda; Insecta; Diptera; Culicidae
Product: ATP-binding cassette sub-family G member 1
Exons: 10
Coding region: 819-3029 (736 amino acids)
Cellular component (GO): plasma membrane
Molecular function (GO): ATP hydrolysis activity; ABC-type transporter activity; ATP binding
Source: RefSeq, a predicted model, not a curated record
AGCAUUUGCUCGUUCAGUAGUGGUUUUGCCGUGGUUCCUGUCGCACGGUUUUUUUUGGCUGCGCUUGCGUUCCCAUUCUUACCGCGUUCGGUUUCAGUUGUUUUGAUAGUGUUGUUUUGUAGGUAGGUACUACACCUUCCCGGUUUGAUUGUUUAUUUUUGUGCCCGGUUUGCAUACGACGCAAAGAUCAUCCCGUGUCAAUGAAUGUGCAUUUGGUAAAUGGCUGGUCGGUUUUAGAUUGAAGUGUACUUUAUCGGAGCUUCUACUUACUGUGCCACGACGAUUACUUGUGAAAGUUGGUGAUUAUUUGGUAGUAACUGUGCAGAAGAACUCGGUGGUGAAAGAGUGCAGUCUGUGUAAGAUUCCGUUGUUCUGUAGUUGUAGAGAGAAAGCGAAACUAAAAACAGUCGAGUGUAUCGGACGUGCAAUCAGCAAAACGGUACACAAACGUGCGCUUCAGUAGCUAAACAAAGGUUGUAAACAUCGAUUGCCGCGUUGUUGAGAACUUAACAUCUUGUCACCUGAGGCGCGACUUAUUUGUUGAGCUGUUGUAAAAACUCUCCGCCCACCAGAUUCAAGUAAAUUCUCCCGCUGCAGCGCUGGGAAGCACCGCCAGCAGCACCAAAGCCGCCGGAAACAAUGCAGUAAUCACUGUAAUUCCCAGCGCAAUUACCUCCCCCCCUCGAACGGGUUAGUAGUUUGACUUUUGCAAAACUGAUACAGUGACUGACCGAUCAUCAUCUGCUAAGCGCGAGGCACCAGGCGUGCGUGUCGAACCGCACAGAUUAACGAAAUCGGUCCCGCCCGCUUGCCACAUAAUGACCAUCCAGCAGUCGUCGGGUCAACUGGCGAUGGCAGGUGCUCCGCUCAGUCCUGCAUCGACCGUUGCACCUUCCACAGCUAGUUCCACAGUUGCCGCUAGUGCUGGCGGUGGAGGAGGAGGAAGUGGUGGUGGUGGUGGUCACUCGACCUCGGUUAGUUCGUUUAGCUGUUGUCCGGCGAAUGGUGAAAGUUCUUCCAUCGGGGAGGAAUCGAUCGGGAUGAGUGACAGUCAGGGUAACAAUAACACCAUGUAUCACAAUGGUAUGUUCGAAGGUGAAGAUUACCGCUUUCCCAAGCGGCCGUCGGUGGAUAUCGACUUCCGGGAUAUUCGGUAUACGGUGAAGCGGUUCAAUAUGGCCAAGGCUAAGUUUGAAAGCAAAGAAAUUCUACACGGCCUAAACGGGUCUUUCAAGGCCGGGGAAAUAACUGCCAUCAUGGGCCCUUCGGGGGCCGGAAAAAGCACAUUGCUCAACAUUCUCGCCGGUUACGUCUCGUCCGGCGUUAGCGGUCUCGUUCAGGUUAACGGCAAGAACCGGUCGCACAAUUCACAGAGCUUCAAGAAACUGUCCUGCUACAUCCAACAGCACGAUGCCCUGCGGCCCUGGCUGACCGUGAACGAGGCAAUGAGUUGUGCCACCCAUCUGAAGCUGGGCUUCAGCAUCAGCUACGAGGAGAAAAAGAAGCUGAUCGGAAAAAUUCUUUUCAUGCUGGGUCUCGAGCAGAAGGUAAACACUUCGACGGCCGAUCUGUCCGGUGGGCAGAAGAAACGACUGGCGGUUGCGUUGGAAAUGAUCAGUAAUCCACCGAUUCUGUUUCUGGACGAACCGACGACCGGACUGGAUAGUUCGUCCUGUACGCAGUGUAUUUCGCUGCUGAAAAGGUUGGCCCAGGACGGUCGGACAAUUAUCUGUACCAUUCACACUCCGAGUGCGCUGCUGUUCGAAAUGUUUGACAAGCUUUACACCGUCACGCAGGGUCACUGUUUCUACCAGGGUCUGGUACGGGAGCUGAUGCCGUUUUUCUCCGGCUUGGGAUACCAUUGUCCGAGCUAUCACAAUCCGGCUGAUUUCAUGAUGGAAAUCGCCGUCGGCGAAUAUGGUGCCGAUGUGGGGAAGGUGAUCAAAGCUGCACUGAAAAAGUACUACGAAAUGAGCAGUGAAUGCAUCAAACUGGAUCCGGUCUUUGACGAUAAUGUGAAACCCAUUAGUUACGACUUUUCCUCGGUCGGCGGUGACGGCGGCCUAAAGGACACAACCGGCAGCAGGGUGGAAGAGCUGCUACAGCUCAAGGAUCGGGGCGGUUGCGGAAAUCUGGCGGACUUGGACGGAGCCAAUGCGUUCUGUCCGGAGAUCGUCGAUGAUACCAAGCCGGCUUCGUUGGUGAUGCAGUUUUUGCUGCUGCUCUAUCGGAACCUGUUGCAGCUGAGGCGGAAUUAUUUCCUCCUUUUUAUUCGCAUCUUCGCCCACGCCUCGGUGGCAACACUGUUUGGCUACAUCUAUCAAGGAGUCGGCCCAAAUGCCAACCAGGUCCUGGCCAACUACGUCUACCUGUACGGAUCGAUGCUAAUGAUGGUCUACACGGGCAAGAUGGCUGUCGUAUUAUCAUUUCAAAUCGAAAUGGAAUCGCUCACCAGGGAACACUUCAACCGGUGGUACAAACUGGGACCGUACUUCCUCUCGAUACUGGUCAUCGAGGUACCAGUGCAGAUCAUCUGCUCGCUGAUUUACGUCGUGAUAAGUUAUCAUUUGACAGGUAACUAUCACACCUUCGAACGGUUCCUGCUGUUUGCGCUAUUCUGCAUAGCUGGAUCAAUUUCCGCACAAGCUUGGGGAUUCUUAAUCGGGGCAGCGCUCUCAGUGAAGCUGGCCGUUUUCAUCGGACCCAUCCUGGCGGUGCUAUUUUCCGUGUUCGGUUUCUGCACCCGCUACGUAGACAUAACCCCGCUCUUCCAGUGGAUGUGGCACAUCAGCUACUACCGGGCGAGUUUCCACGGCAUCCUGAACUCGGUGUAUGGGAUGAACCGGGAGGAUCUGUUCUGUCCGGAGACGCAAAUCUACUGCCACUUUAAGAACCCGGUACUGUUCCAGAAAGACAUGGACAUCGAACACGUGGAUAUGGAGCAGAACUUCUUGCUGAUCGUGUCGAUUGUGAUAACGAUGUACAUCGGGACCAUCUUUGUGCUGUGGUAUAAGCUGAAUAAGCGAUAGCCGACGCUGGAAGAGUGUGGAAUAGUUUGAUAGUUUUGGAACCAUAGAGUGCAAUUCACUUUCAAGUUACCAUUUCAUCCGCUAAUCAGAUACUGUUCAUUUCAUCUAACGAUUUAAGUAGGGUUACCAAAUGGACUGAGAGCAAAUUAAGGACAUCCCUGCCAAAUCUAUUCGGAAUUGGAGCCUGAAUCAGUUGUCACUUGAGCCAGAAUUCUGAAAAAGUCGGGAUUCUGGCUUAUGUUCCAGCAGUUGAACUGGGACGUUGAAUCUUGAUCGAGACAAAUUGGAAUGGUGUAGUGCCAAUAUUGAACGAAGGUAACAUCUUUGGCUAUAUCGAGUUAUCCAACAAAUUUUGGUUACUUCUGAGUAAAAGAACUUUUGGUUGUGAUGAGUCGCCGAGAGUAUGCAUUAACAAAAACAAUCGCUGGAAGUAUUUGAAAUUGACAAUUGAAAUUGAUUCUCUUGGAAUAAAGCUGAUCUGAAUAAUUUAAUACAGGGUGAUUCAUCAUGACGUUUUUUUGAUCUCGCAAAAAUUUUAAAAAUGGAGUAAAUCGCGAAAUGUUUAUUUGUCAAUCGAAAGAACAUGUUUUGCCAUUUAUUGUUUGAAAACAAUUUCUUUUAAACGUUGACCAUGUUGGCGCUUGAGGUAAUCCUUUCAAUUGGUCCAAUUUUUGUUGAUGGAUUCGAGUAUUUCAAGUGGUAUCUGGCUAAUUAGUCGAGUAAAGUUGGUUUCCAAUGGGAAUGUCAAUGUUUUCUUCAAUGCGUGCUGGAUGUGGUCGAUUUGUUCGCUAACCAUCCAAUAACGAGAACUGCAACUUUCACUCUUUUAUUAUAUGGUGAAUAGUGGAAUCAGUUGGCCGAUUAUAUCGACCAUAUUAUGGACGGAGUGCACGAAACACAUUUCUCACAGAUCGCUGGUUUUCGAAAUAUAGUUGAAUAAUUUGAAAAUCGUGAGCAUACUGUGGUGGCAAACAAUACUAAACUACAAUAAAUUGACAUGCCUUGGUAAAACCAUCAUGUUGAACCACUCUGUAUAUGCCAAGGUUUGAGACUAAAAAUAAGGACAUUUGAAGUAAAAUAAGGACGCUUUCCAAAAACCUCGAAAAUAAGGACAUGUCCUUUAAAAUAAGGACGGUUGGUAACCCUAGAUUUAAGACCAAUAAAUUAAAGCUGGAUUGUGUCUGUUUUAGAGUUUAAGGAGGCCACCAAACUUGCCACUAUAAUCCGCAGAAUUUGAGUGAAGAGCUUUGAAUUUUUUAAUGCUUGGUUAGAAUGUCACACUUCACCAUUCGUGGUAAUGGGCUUCUAUCGUUAGCGACCAUUAAAAUUUAACUUGGAACAAAGAAAUGAAUCAAUGAAAAAUACAAUGUCUGUGAUUAUGAAAAUAGCCCAUUCAUUAAGGUUAAGUCUAAGUAAUCGUAUUAAAAUACUAGCAUUUUAAGACCCACCUGUUUGAGGAAUCUUAGCCAGAUUGGUUCGGAAUCAAUCUGUGACAUUAGAAGUAUAAUCUCUAUUUCUGUAUUUAA